CGCCAACUGACAAACUGACCCUCCACUCAGACUUCAAACUUGGACUUCCCUCCCAUCACAUCACAUCCACAGCACCACAUCACUUCCCGUCUUCCAGCUCUUCACCGCUGCUCUGCCUCCCGUGGAACUAUCAGAGCAGCGUCCUCUCUCCCUAACUAUCAUCUAUCCCAUCUUCGUCUUCAAGUCUGCAACAAACAACUCGUCGACUCUGCCCGCCAAAUUGCAAUAAACACCGCACCUGGAUAUCAUCGGGCGUCCAAAGGCCAGAGCCAAAAUGAAUAGCCUGGCCACGCCCCCCGUUCCUCCUCACUUCCAUGAACAUUCCCGUCUCUCUCCUAACAGAUCAAUGUCUGCCUCUGGUCCCUCUCGGAAACGAAAAGCCUCCCCCUCCCCCGAUCGAGAUGAUGAGAUGUCAACAUCACCUUUUCUAUCAAACGCCCGCCUUCCCACUGCCUCUACACCCAGCUCACGAAAACGGGCUCGUCCAAAUCUGGUCGGGAGACCGUUAUCGGUGGAAAGACUCCUUGAAACACUGGACAAGGAUUCUCUAACGUCUGUGCUGAAGACUCUGUGCGAGAGACACCCAAGCCUUCGAGAUGAAGUUGUACAAGUCAGCCCUCGACCCAGUAUCCAGAGCACUCUACAAGUCUUGCGUCAAUAUUAUACACGAUUGAUGGACUCUUUCCCUCUCGGACCGAAUCCUCGUUCCGACUAUUCCUACGAUCGAGUCCGCCCCCAAUGGCACGAACUGCUUGAUGCCCUCACAGACUUCACCCCUCACUUCUUACCACCAAACGAACAUCAGUCAUCGACGUCGCUGGAGUAUCUGAACGAUGUUACGCAAAUCAUCCAUGAUCUCCCGGAGUGGGACAAUCCACAGCACAAUCUCGCAAAACAAAACGCCUACGAGGAGAUCUCGAAAGCCUGGGCUAGUGUCAUCAAAGAGGCCAGCAAAAGAGGUGGAGGAUUCCAACUACAGUUCAACGGAUGGGAAGAGAAACUACGAGCGCAUAAUGAGAAGAGUGGCGGUCGGUUGAGAGAAGCAUAUGAUGAAUUGAUGCAGGCACUCGGCUGGCUCAGACAAAGUAACCAACCGUCACAACAACAAAGUAUCCGGCAACAACUAUUUUCCAACACUUACGGCAUGGAACAACCAAUGAUUCGAACCGGUAACUGGUAAAAAGAAGAACCGGAAACAGCCCAGCAGGCGGUCUCAAACAACGAAACCAGCACACAACUGCAUCAAAGUCAUGGAUACACGUUACACCAUCACGAAUUUCCUUUGUUCUGGGCGGAUGGCGGCAUGGGUGCAUAUACCUUGGGAUUAACGACUUGAAACGACCAGCGUUCGACUUCCCUGCCACUUUCGUGUUACGGCCUUUUCAUUUGUCUUCAUGGGACCGGAUGCGUAAUUCAGAACAUACAUGUCGGUCAAGGACAGUCUCUUACAUUAACACCAGCAUUCAAUCGGAGGUUGAAGGACUUUGCAUAAAGCAUUGAGAGGAAUAUAUGAUGUACAGGAUUGGUGUGGGAAUGGCAACAGAGGUUGUGGCGAGGAGGGACCCCGUUGAGUUUUUCUCCGAGCCGCAUCAACCAGCCCUCCAUCCAUACACAGGUUUGAGUGCGAUUUACCUCAACCUCUUUCUUCCUACGAUACCACCUCACAGGCAGGGGUCGGGGUUAGGCACAGGGUUCAGGAGGCAUCAUUAUCCAUCAAUUUCAUCCAGUUUGUGUAGGGAUUGAGUGAAUCGGAGUUGUACCUAAUCAGGAGAUAGACUUGAAUUGACUUGAGAUUUGUACACAAGCAGGGACACCUCGCCUUUGCCGAAUGACUGCAUACUAUGCUCUAUUAUUAUACAAUGGAUCACUAUCUUCUUUGGUGGCGUGGGGAUACCACCAGGCUUUGCUGGCUCUCCUUCGACUAUGUGUC
Messenger RNA from Cladophialophora immunda, 1930 nucleotides. RefSeq lists its product as uncharacterized. Gene Ontology annotation, cellular component: nucleus. The record is from RefSeq and is a predicted model, not a curated record. NCBI's taxonomy places the organism in Eukaryota, Fungi, Ascomycota, Eurotiomycetes, Chaetothyriales, Herpotrichiellaceae. The transcript is spliced from 2 exons. Gene Ontology annotation, biological process: nuclear protein quality control by the ubiquitin-proteasome system; proteasome localization. Bases 275 to 1180 code for a protein of 301 amino acids.